AUGGUGGUGUUUUUGGUUAGUAAUACUGAUGGUGUUGGUGAGUUUGGGAGGUGGUGUAUUGUUGGAGGUGUUUUCUGGCUAUCGUGGUGGUCCUGGUGGCUGCUGGCUGCGAUAGUUUAUAGUGGUGGUUGUGUUGUUGGUGUUGGUGGUGGUGUUGUGGUGGUGGAUGUGAUGGUGGUGUUAAAUUUUGGAGACAAUAAUUGGGCUACCUGCUUUGGAGGAAGAGAAGAGAAGCCGAUUGCUGGUGUUCAAAAUGGUUGGAAACCUCCCUCUAGUAUCGUAUCAGGAAACAUUCAUCUUACUGACAUAUCAUUGUGGACUAAAGAUGAGUUAGCUGCAUGUAACUGGAAUAGUAAGGGAAUUCAUGCAUUAUUCAUGGCACUAUCACCAGAAGAGUUUAGGCGAGUCUCUAUGUGCGAAAUUGCUAAAGAGGUUUGGGACAUUCUCGAAACAACGCAUGAGGGAACUAAAAUAGUGAAAAACUCAAAACUGCAAAUGCUAGCUUCUAGGUUUGAAGAAGUGAGGAUGAAAGAUGAUGAAACUUUUGAUGAGUUUUACGCUAAGCUAAAUGACAUAGUUAACUCGAGUUUCAACCUAGGUGAGAGAAUUCCCGAGACCAAGAUAGUGAGAAAGGUACUUAGAUCCCUACCUGAGAGAUUUAGGCCUAAAGUCACUGCUAUUGAGGAAAGUAAAGACCUAGAUGAAGUUAAGAUUGAAGAAUUGGUAGGAUCCUUGCAAACCUAUGAACUUACUCUCUCACAACACAAGAAAGGAAAAUCCAUAGCCCUAAAAUCCAAUAAAAAAGGUGAAUUGUCUGACACUGAGUUACUUAGGGAUGAGGAAAUCGCAUACUUUGUCAAGAAAUUCCAAAAAGUCCUCAAGAAUAGGAGAAAGCCUCAGGAUAGAAAGAAUGGAGCCCCUAGCAGAUUCACAAAAGAUAAAAUUGAGAAAGAUAACAAUAAGGGGUCUAGUGAGAAACCACGUUUGGUUAGAUGCCAUGAGUGUCAAGGAAUAGGUCACUAUAGGAAUGAAUGUCCGAGCUAUAAGAAAAAUCAAAGAAAGGGGAAAGGUAAAGCCUUAGUUGGCUCACUUACUGAUAAUGAAUCUGAGACCAGUGAUAGGCAGGAAUCCUCCAGUAGUGAUGAUGAAGGAAAUUAUAUGGCAUUUGUGGCUACUGUUAAGAGUGAGUCUGAUAAGGAAAGUGAUAAGGUUGAGGAAGAGCAAUCAAAUGAUAAUUCUGUUAAUGAGAAUGAGGAUGAGGAUGACAUAGACCUACAAGAAGCAUAUCAACAACUGUUUAAAGAAAGUCUUAAAAUAAAGAAGGUCAAUAAAUCCCUACUUAAAAAGCUUGACGAACUUGAAAGGGAAAAAGAGAAACUGGGUGGUAAGCUUCAGGAGUCACUUAAGAGCGGUAGUGAGUUGAAGUGUGUCAAUGAGAAAUUGGAAGACAAUGUUAAGAGUUUGACUAGUGAAUUGGAAAAAUCUAAUGCCCAUCUUCAGACAUUCAUUAGUGGAACUAAGAAAUUAGAUAACCUAUUGGGAAUGAAUAAGCCAGUGGGAGACAAGAGAGGUCUAGGAUAUGUUGAGGGUAAUACAACUAUUGCUGGACCAUCUAAGACUGUCUUCGUGGCUGCCUCUAAGCCUAAUACGCCUAAAAUGAUUUGGGUCAAAAAGGGUGAUUUAGAUAGACUAUCAGGUCAAGAGAAAUGCCUUGUUGCUAAUGUUGCAUUAAAAGCUCAAAAUUCUAAUAUGUGGUACCUGGAUAGUGCAUGUUCUAGGCAUAUGUGUGGUAAUAAAUCUUUGUUUACUACUCUUGAUGAAUGUAAUGGUGGUAUGGUUACUUUUGGAGAUGGGGGCUCUGCACCUAUUCUCGGCAAAGGUACCGUUUAA
This is a messenger RNA of Olea europaea var. sylvestris, 1890 nucleotides long. RefSeq lists its product as uncharacterized. The transcript has 5 exons. NCBI's taxonomy places the organism in Eukaryota, Viridiplantae, Streptophyta, Magnoliopsida, Lamiales, Oleaceae. The record is from RefSeq and is a predicted model, not a curated record. Gene Ontology annotation, molecular function: zinc ion binding; nucleic acid binding. Bases 1 to 1890 code for a protein of 629 amino acids.